AAGUUAUGUUUCUUUUUCAGUGAUAGAUGCAAGUUAUAAAAUACCUUCAGGUAUUUUUGACUUAAACAUGGCCUGGAUUGGAAGCCAUAAAGAGUGCAUAAACAUAGAGAGCAAGUUAAAUGAUAUAAAGGGAAAAUAUUGUUUAACAACUAUAGGCAUCGACAGCUCAACAGCUUUAAAAAGCAGCAGUUUAAAUGUACAGGGUGCGUUUGAGAAAAUGUACGCCAACUAUAAAACUCUGAAGGACUCUCCCUACAAUCCAGACUUCCAAAUGGCACUAGAACCUUCUGUUGGCAUCUGCAUGCCGCAUAAAUGCAAUAAUGUAGAUCUGGAAAGUAUUUGGUCGUUAUUUUUAUCUGUCAUUCCUUGGAGCGUAACAUGCCAAACGAAAGAAAGCAUCCGACCAAAGUUUACUAUUGAAGUAAUUCUGACCAUAUGUUUUUUUGGAACAUUUGUUUGCCUAAUGGUACUCUCAACCCUAUAUGAUAUAGUUAAAGAGACAAGAAAAGAAAGUCCUCAUCAACUUCUGAUGGCAUUCUCUAUGCAUUCUAAUGUAAGAAAACUAUUCCGAAUCACAAAAAAUUCUGGAGAGUUUGCUUGUCUGAACGGAAUUCGAGUACUGAGCAUGAUGUGGGUGAUGUUUUGUCAUGUAUUCUUCACUACAUUAUAUGGUCCUUUAUCAAAUACAAUGGAUUUGUACAAGUUUCUGACCGAUGAUAUUAAAAGUUUGAUCAUCGCUAACGCGCCUUUUUCCGUGGACAGCUUUCUCGUUGUCACUGGAUUGUUAGUAGUUUAUAACUUUAUGAAAUCCCAACAUCAAGGAAAAAAAUUCAACAUUUUUACAUACUUUCGUCAUCGAUAUAUAAGACUCACACCUCCAAUUAUACCAAUUAUGUUAGCUUGCAUGUUUUUGCUGCCAUUCUUUGGAAGCGGACCGUACUAUCCUGAACUUGACGCGAGCAUUGGUAGACCUUGCAGGCGUAGUUGGUGGGCUCUUCUUUUGCAUGUGCAAAACUAUGCAAUUCGGUUACCGGAUGUAUGCAUGCAACACGCGUGGUACCUGAAUGUAGACUGGCAAGUUUACUUAGUCUCCCCUUUAUUCUUGCUUUUAUUGCCAAAGUAUCCCAUUACUGGAUUAUUGAGCAUGUUCAGUGGGAUUAUGGCUUCCAUGGGCGCUUCAUUUUACAUUACAUGGGAUAAGGAACUGCCCGCAAGUAACUUAAAUGGGAAAUUUUUGAGCUAUAGUAACACGUACUAUUUUAAAACUCAUACGCGCAUCUCGCCUUGGUUAAUUGGUGGACUUCUUGGCUAUGUUCUAGCAAAAAUAAAACUAGAAAAAAACAUAGAAUAUCAGAAGAUGCCAAAAUGGUUGAUUGGUGUGAUAUGGAUUUUAGUAUUAGCUGUACUUCCAGCCUGUGUAUUUGCUGGUUAUGAUACUCAAACCAGUUUAACAAACCAUAGGUUGGACAAUUCGUUUUUUAAUGCAUUUUCUAGACCAGCAUGGGGAUUAUGUAUAGCAUGGAUUAUAUUUGCUAGUUCCAUAGGAUACGGAGGGAUAAUAAAUUCAAUUUUAUCAUGGCCGGUAUUCCAAAUACUAAACCGAUUGAGUUAUAGCAUGUAUUUACUACAUCUUACCAUGUUAUAUAUAAUAGCAUAUUCACAGAAACAAGCUAGAUACUUUUCGAUCUUCGAUCUGGCUUAUUCUUUCUGGGGUAUUUUUGCGUUAAGUUUCGUAAUGUCAAUAUUCUGGUCAAUGGCAUUCGAAAUACCAAUAUUAGAGUUAGAGAAAUACUUCACGAGACAUAAAGGUUCGAAAACGCAAAAGGACGUGCCAAAAAACGGAAAUGAAUCUGCAAUAACCAUACGAACAGAGCACUGAAAUAAAUACAAUUUUAGAUAUGGCAAAGGAUCUUCAGUACAUUAUUCCAAUAGCUACAAAAAUUAAGCUAUAUGUUAAUAGUGUACUAUGUCUUUCUAAUAGCUUAAGAUAUUUGUAUUUAUGUAUUAAACGAGUACGAAUGACCAA
Dendroctonus ponderosae (mountain pine beetle) is the source of this 2026-nucleotide messenger RNA. RefSeq names its product nose resistant to fluoxetine protein 6. NCBI's taxonomy places the organism in Eukaryota, Metazoa, Arthropoda, Insecta, Coleoptera, Curculionidae. The coding region runs from base 68 to 1879 and encodes 603 amino acids. The record is from RefSeq and is a predicted model, not a curated record. Gene Ontology annotation, molecular function: acyltransferase activity, transferring groups other than amino-acyl groups. The transcript has 12 exons.